Messenger RNA from Blepharisma stoltei, 1051 nucleotides. The record is from the annotation of a GenBank genome assembly. Lineage: Eukaryota; Ciliophora; Heterotrichea; Heterotrichida; Blepharismidae.
AUGGACACAGAUGUAGUGAUAAUAGAGCAUUGGUAUUUUCUAUUGCAGCAUCAACUGUAGGCUGCAUAAAUGAUGCACCAGCCAUGAAGAAGAUAAAUAUUUAGAGCUUUCUAAUAUGAUUUCUACACAUUUAAGUAUCAAUUUAAACUUGAUUACCGUUGUAAAUCAAAUUCCUGAAGGCUUAGUGCAUCCACUUCUAUGAAAAGGGUCAGCUCAUCAGGGUGUUAAAAAGGAUGGGACAAUUCCAGAAUUCCCCAGAAUUGGCAGUUUUGAGAUCUAUUAUAAAGGAUUUUGUGUAUUUUCUAAAUUGGGGACUGGCCUAUGGCCAAAUAGAAAGGCGGUAUCAGAUGCUAUUCUUGAUGUAAAGAACGGCCGAUACAAAUGCGGGUUUAGUCUUUCAAGCCUUUAUUAUAGCCCUUCGUUUAAAACUCUCGCAGAGGUUGAUUCAUAUGGAAAUUUUUACACUCCUUAUAAGAAGAAUCAAAAUUCUGAAUAUAAAACUCCUUUUGAUUUAAUUGAUGAAGAAUGAAAGAAUGACAAAAAAUAUCAGUCAAUAGAAGAUGAUAAGAGCUUCAGCUAUUCAUAUUCAGAAACGAGCGAUAGAAAAACCAAUACAACUACCUCUGAAUUCGCUAUUCGGGAUUUUGAUAAUAUUCACGAGAACAACCAAAGAAAGCUAGAAGUAAAUGAAGAACUUUCUGAUGAAGCAAACACUGAAUCAAUGCCAAGCAGCAGAUCAAGCUCAUCUCCUGAACCUCCUUGCGAUUUAUUAGCAAGCUAUGAUAUUUCGAUUAAAAUUGGAAAAGCAAGCACAAAAAGCAUUCCAUAUAAAAAUACCGGUGACAAAUUACUUUCCCUUUCUUUAAGUUCAACUGAUACUGAAGUCAUGCAAGUUAUUAAGCCAGCUACUAAGAUUAAAGCUAGAGAACAAGGAAAUAUAAAACUUAAAUUUUAUCAAACUUCCCCAGUUCAGAAAAAAAUUGUGUAUUUACUCGUAACUGUUGAUGAUGCUAUAUAUGAGUGCUUUCGAUUUAAACUAAAUUAUUUAUAA